This is a messenger RNA of Pediculus humanus corporis (human body louse), 2100 nucleotides long. RefSeq names its product Rho-associated protein kinase, putative. Lineage: Eukaryota; Metazoa; Arthropoda; Insecta; Psocodea; Pediculidae. The record is from RefSeq and is a predicted model, not a curated record. The coding region runs from base 1 to 2100 and encodes 699 amino acids. The transcript has 7 exons.
AUGGAUUUAGAUUCGAAUAAAUUUGUUUCUCAAAUACCGGUAUCCAAAAUACCUUCUCCAUCAUCACCGUUCAAAAAAUCAUAUUCUCUAAGAGUACGUGGACAAAAAGCAAAUUUAUCGACAUCAUUGCCUACACAAUCAGUAAUUCACGAAAAUUCUGAUUAUUCCAAUGGAAAAUCUUUCAAAAGUAAUCUUAUGCCAAAUCAUUUAACGAGGAGCAGGCUAAGUUGUUUAAGCAGAAAUGGUUUGGAAGACGAUUUAGAGUCAAUUGGCAGUGUCACUAGUAAUUUCAGUAUUGCAACUCAAAAUUCAUCUUGCGAACAUGUUAAUUUUGCUAAAAAUGGUACCACUUAUUCUGGUAGAAGUCAUAAAUACAUUGUACAUUGUUCAUCUGGUUGGAAUGAUCAAGAAGAAUAUUUAACUCCUACUCAAAGAGCUAAUAGAAAUAUAAAAAAAUUAAAGAGUCUUUUACAGUUAGCCAAGGAAAAAUUAAGAGAAAAAGAAGAAGAAAUAUUCAAGUUAAACAAAGAAGUUAGUGAAUUAAAAAUUUAUAGAGAAUCAGUGGAAGCAUACAAAAAUCCUCCAGACAACCAGGACCAAAUUUCUAAUGAAAGUUUUAAUGUAGCCGAAAUUCAAGCAUUGCCUCCGCAAUUUAAUAAAUCCAUUGCUCAAAAAAGCUCUGAAUUUUCACCAUUGAAAUAUUUAUCUGAUGAAUCCAGCCAUUUUAAAAUGUCACCUACUCCUUCCCAUGAUGGAAUCGGAGAUAAAAGUAGUUGCACUCCAGAUUUUUUUUUACCAUCUAUGGCAGACUCUGGUAAUUUUGAUGAUUUACCAUCCUCUGCAUCGAUAUAUUCAAAAGAUUCAAUGAGUUUUAUAUCGUCUGAAACGAAAUCGAUUCUGCAGGAUUCUAAUACGAUUAAUUGUUUUUCAUUUAAAAAUGAUUUGGAUAAUGAUACUGUCGAUGGCAGCGAAGAAAAAAAAGAACUCAUACAAAUGUAUGAAAAAAAAUUAAAUGACAAAAAAUUAGAAUAUGAAAUGGAAUUAGGAAAUCUAAUUAAAACACAAGAAGAGAAAAAUCUCAAAAUCAUUCGUGAAUUCGAUGAGAAAUUAAAAGAAGAAGAAGCAAAAUUUGAGCUCAGAUGGAAUGAUUUACUAAAAACCACUGAAGAAGAAAAAAUGCAAAUUGUAAAUAGAUUCGAAAUGAAAUUAGAGGAGGAAAAAUUGAAAUAUAGAGAUAAUUUAAAUACUUUUAAGGCUCAGGGAGGAAAAAUAAGCGAUAUGAUUUUCGAUUCGGAUUAUUGUAAGACUGUGGAAGAAGAGAAAACAAUAUAUGAGACUGCAUUGGUUGAUAUUAAGGAAAAGUUUGAGACUGAAAAAUUGCUUAUUGAAAAAAAAUUUGAUGAGGCUAUGGCAACGGAAAGAAACAAAUUUGAAGACAAUUUACAAAGUAUAAAGAAAAUUUGUGACUCUCAAGUGAAUGAUUUAACGAGCAAAGUGUCAGAAUUAGAGACUCAGUAUUCUGAACUGAUACCGAAAUAUGAAAAAGCUAUGUCACUAAAAGAAGAAUUAGAAAAGGAAAAUGAAAUGUUAAAAGCUUCACUAAAAGAACAGGAAGAAAGUCACAAAAAAAUGUAUUUGGAAAUUUAUAAAAAAGGCCAAGAAUCAGUUAGUUUCGAGGCAAACAGUCAAGAGGUUGAAAACAAAAAUGCAUCACCAAUGUCAGUGCCAGAGUUGUUUGCUCAAUUGAAAAUAACAGAAGUCGAAUUGGAAAAUUUAAAGGACAAGGAAUAUAGGGCAGCCCAUUCUGAUAGUAGUGGCUUUUGUUUACUUAGUUCUAAGGAAGCCAUAUCUCUUUGGCUUUUAGCUGCCAGAAAGGCAAUGUACAAAAGAUUAGCGGAAGCUCAGUCAAAAACGGUUAAAAACGAAAGAAGCGGAAACGAUCCGGAGGCAACGUUGCAAUUUUUAAAAUCCGCGGUUUAUUAUUUUCUAACGGAUAAAGAAAAUCAUUUGGGACAUUUGAAAGCAAUCGAAAGCAUAUUGGCAUUUUCAUCAGCGGAAAAAAGUAAUAUUGAAAAAUUUUAUUUAAAUAGAUAUUAUUAA